Rhizophagus irregularis DAOM 181602=DAOM 197198 is the source of this 1410-nucleotide messenger RNA. The record is from RefSeq and is a predicted model, not a curated record. NCBI's taxonomy places the organism in Eukaryota, Fungi, Glomeromycota, Glomeromycetes, Glomerales, Glomeraceae.
AUGUCUUUAAAAUUUUUGACUGAACUAUCUGACGAUUAUAAAAAUCUUUUUGAGUCAGAAUUUGGAUAUGACGUUAUCAUUUAUGCAGGAGAAGAACCAAACAUUAAAGAAAUCCAUGCACAUUCAAAUAUUUUAUGUAUAAGAUCUCAAUAUUUUCGUUCUGCAUUUUCUAAUGAAUGGGCCGAAAAAAAGGAUGGAAAAUUUAUCUUUAAGAAACCAAAUAUUUCACCACAUUUAUUGGACAUCAUUCUAAGAUUUAUUUAUUAUGGAAAUAUUGAAUUAAAUAAUUUACAAGGUACAGAUGUAUUGAAAUUAUUGAUAGCUGUAGAUGAACUUAAUAUUCAAUCAUUGAUUACUUAUAUUCAAGAAUUUUUAAUUAAGCAUCAAACUGAAUUUUUAAAUCAAAACCCAUCCGGUGUUCUUGAAACUGUUUAUCAUCAUGAAGCGUUUACAGAUUUAUGGGAUUUUUUUCUUGAAGAAAUUUGUAAAGAACCCAAGAUUUUAUUUAAUUCUGAUAAUUUUGUUAAUUUAAAAGCUCCUUUAUUGGAAUUAUUGUUAAAAAGAGAUGAUUUGGAUAUUGAAGAAGUUGAAAUUUGGGAAAAUUUAUUGAGGUGGUGUUUUAAUCAACAAAAUAUUGAGAAUGAUCCAAAAAAAUGGAAUAAAGAUGAUAUUAUAAAAAUCGAGCGAUCAUUACAUAGAUAUGUUCCAUUAAUUAGAUUUUAUGAUAUUGAACCUGCAGAUUUCUUUUACAAGGUUUAUCGUUAUAAAGAUGUUUUACCACUAGAUUUAAUUAAUGAUCUUUUAGAAUUUCAUAUAGUUCCUAAUAUGAAACCUAAAACUGAUAUAACACCAUCAAGGAGAUUAUGUUUAAAAGUUGAUUCAACAUUAAUUGAACCUAAACACAUCACACUUUUCGCUUCAUGGAUUGAUAGAAAAGAUUCUUCAAAUUAUUAUAAUUUAAAAAAUAAUCCUUACUAUUUUAAAUUAUUACAUAGUUCAAAUCAAGAUGGUUUUAAUACUGAAUCAUUUCAUAAUAAUUGUGAUAAUAAAGGAGCUACUAUUUGGGUAGCAAAAAUUCAAGGUUCAACACAGUUAAUUGGAGGAUAUAAUCCACUUGAUUGGGAAGGAAAUAAAUGGAAAACAACUUCUGAUAGUUUCAUAUUUAAUUUUACAGAUAUAAAAAAUAAUUCUACAGUAAAAUAUUUAGGUUAUGUUAAUCAGAAACUUUUUGCUGUUUAUUGUGGUAAUGAAUAUGGACCUAAAAUGGGUUAUCUAAAUAGUUAUAGUUCGAAAAAUUGGACUAAUAAUAAUAAUAAUAAUGGAAGUCAUAUCUAUCCUAAUAUAGGUAUUCCAGACAAAUUUACAGUAGAAAAUUACGAAGUAUUUCAAGUAGUUAAAAAAAAAAAAUAA